AUGAUCAGGGAAACCCUACAGGAAGGUUUGCAAAACGAAUCACAAACCGAGAAUGUACGCAAACUUCCUGCUAAAACCAGGUAUGGAUGUAACAGCUACUUCAAAGGGAACCUAGUAAAAGUCGUCUGUAUCUACAAAGAAUGUUUCGCCUACAGCAAGCACGCAUCUGGCGAAAUAUGUGACUAUUUUGUGUGA
This is a messenger RNA of Cooperia oncophora, 195 nucleotides long. NCBI's taxonomy places the organism in Eukaryota, Metazoa, Nematoda, Chromadorea, Rhabditida, Trichostrongylidae. The record is from the annotation of a GenBank genome assembly.